Molecule: messenger RNA, 1828 nt
Organism: Patiria miniata (bat star)
Lineage: Eukaryota; Metazoa; Echinodermata; Asteroidea; Valvatida; Asterinidae
Product: zinc transporter ZIP1-like
Exons: 1
Coding region: 277-1314 (345 amino acids)
Biological process (GO): zinc ion transmembrane transport
Cellular component (GO): plasma membrane
Molecular function (GO): zinc ion transmembrane transporter activity
Source: RefSeq, a predicted model, not a curated record
UAAUACCAUCAGUGCAACAGGUGCUGCGCCUAUGGCCAUGAAUGAUGAUACAAUAUUGAACGGUGAUUCCACAAUAUUUUCAGAAACUGUGCAGUAUUUUGUUGAAUAACUGACGAGACGACACUACUGAUUGGCUAUCGGUGCGCCGUGCAAUUUUGGUCCGUGCAAUUUCGAUCAUUACAUGUUCAUACAGCGAACUCUUCGAUCUGAUCAAACGGAUCCCUGCCAAAGCAGUGCCAGUUUGAACAUUAAGAUUGAGAGACUGGUUGGCUUGCCAUGUUGCAGGCGACAGAAAUCAAAGUUGUAGCCAUUUUCAUCCUUCUGGGCGCAGCUUUGCUCUUUGGGCUUGCCCCAGUAUGUCUGUUCUCCAAGUCCUCCAUGACAGACCCCAAGCACCGAGCACGACUGAGACGCGUCGUGGGCUGGCUCAACGCGUUUGCCGGUGGGGUCUUCAUGGGAAUCGCGCUGAUUCACCUCCUCCCGGAGGCUCGUAGACUCUUGAUAGAUGCAUUCAAGAUGCAAAACAUGAUGUAUCAUUUCAACUGGGCCGAGUUGAUUGCAGCAUGUGGGUUCUUCUUGAUCGUCUUCGUUGAGCAGAUUGUUUACCUGUGUCAGGAAAGACUAGGUAACAAUGAUGAAGCAUCAGAAGAAGUUGCCUUCGCCGACAAGGAUCGCAGUCCCAGUGAUAAAACAUACACCAAUGAAACAUCUCCAAAAUCGAAGUCUGACGUUAAGUCAGCAGCAGCGGAGCCUGACAUCGAUGAUGCGGGGGACAAGACGGCGUUAACCCCGGCUAGCUCCACCGAGGAUGAUCCGAUGAACCUCCCCGUACGCCUCACCACACUCCGGGCUGUCAUUCUCCUCAUAUCCCUCUCUCUUCACUCCAUCUUCGAAGGCCUUGCCAUCGGACUACAACUCACUCGUAAAGAUGUCAUUGAUAUCUUCAUCGCUAUUGCUCUACACAAAGGCAUAGAGGCAUUUACCAUCUCAAUCAGCUUUGCUCAGACCUACGCUAGCCACACGGCCAAGACCGUCUACUGCGUCGCCUUCGCCUUGAUGUCACCACUAGGCGUAGCCAUCGGAAUACCCAUAGCCAUGUCCACUCGUAACCAACAGAAAGCUGUGCCUGGAUCAAGCCUCAUGAUCAAUGCCAUUCUACAGGCUUUGGCUACCGGUACUUUCAUGUUUGUCACUUUCAUUGAGAUUCUACCCCAUGAACUGAACUCCAAGAAAGACGGCUUGCUCAAAUUUGUCUCAAUCGUGGCUGGUUUUGCCGCCAUUUCGGCACUCAAUGCUAUCGAACAUGACAUGUAAAGGCGAAAAUUCAACUUCACAAUUGACUUCGUUAUUUUUGGCAUCCAUUCCUGAACCGAUGAGCAUUCCUGAAUUUACAACUAAUUGUUUUCAUUUCAGAAAAUAGAAAAAUCCAAGAAAAUUUCAUCUAAAGCCGCUCGCCGUCAUUUAACAAUUUUCAACAUGUGUUAUACAUAUUUCCUCAUCACUUAUAAAAAAAAGGCACCGAAUACUGUACAAAAUAAAUAAAUUUAUGACCUUAAAAUGUUGUAAAUAUCAUUAGGUAUGUAGCAAAAGCUUCCAACCAAAGAAAGUAUAUACAACAUGUACCAUAAGUAGCGUUAUAAAUUUUGCCAAUCUCAUAACAAAUAAAGAUAUUUUUCCGGCUUUCAUAUUUAAUUCAAUUCUUUUGCGUUCUUUUAUUCAAUUGAGCCAUAAGACAGCGUAGUAGUUAUUAACUAUAUUAAAAUAGGCUUUACUGUUCUAAAUUAACGAAAUUUUGUUCAGUUUGUUUUUCGAGAUGACUCCGAUACUU